AUGCCCCCCCACACCCAACCCCCCGGGGGCAUCGGCCUGCCCCCACCCGGCUCUACCACCCACCACCUGACCAGACCUGUCUUCCUCUGCAUCCUCUGCCUCCUGGUGUUGCUGCCGCCCUCAGCCUCCUCCUGCCCUCCUCCCUGUCUCUGCUACUCGGACGGCCUGGUGGACUGCGGGGGCCGGGGUCUCUCCUCCCUGCCGCCCCUUCACCUCUUGCCCUCGGGGAGCCGCUCCCUCCUGCUGGCCAACAACAAGCUGGCCUCACUGGGGGCUUCAGCCUUCGCUAAUCUCUCCUCUCUGGAGGAACUGGACCUCUCUAAUAACUACCUGGAUAAUUUACCAGCUGGAUUAUUCAGAGACAUGUCUAACCUGACAAGACUGACUCUGCACAACAACUCUCUGACAGUAAUGGACAGAGAACUCUUCCAGGGUUUGGGGGGUCUCCAGAGUCUGGAUUUGUCCCUAAAUGGUCUGUCGUCUGUACCUCUGGGAGUGCUGGAUGAGCUGCAGAGCCUCAGGUGGCUGUCUCUAGCGGGUAACAGGCUUCACGGUUUGGAGAGGGCAGCGUUUGAGCCGCUCGCCAACCUGCAACACCUGGAACUUGGACACAACCCAUGGGAAUGCGACUGCAACCUCCGUGAUUUCAAACACUGGAUGGAGUGGCUGCUGUACAGAGGGGGGAAGGUGGACGCGGUGGAGUGCACGCUGCCGAAGGAUCUGCGUGGGCGAGACAUCCGUGGCGUUCCAGUGGAAAUGUUCAACUACUGCCUCCAACUUGAAGAUGAGAACGGCGCAGGAGGUGGUGAUGGUUCCCGUUCCGGGCAAGGAGGCGGCCCCCCCUGCAGCAGAAAUGCUCUGAGCCCAAGUGGGGCAACGCCAAUUUCUGACAGCAACACUGCUGAUGACUCCUCUUCAAACACAGGGGGUGGAGGAGCUGGUGGAGAGGCCCCGGCUGAUUGUGUCCGUGCUCGUUAUCGCCCUGUGAGCGUGCGCCGCGCCAUUGGCACAGUAGUGAUUGCUGGCGUGGUGUGCGGAAUCGUUUGCAUCAUGAUGGUCGCAGCGGCAGCUUACGGCUGCAUCUAUGCCUCGCUGAUGGCCAAGUACCAGAGAGAGCUGAAGAAGAGGCAGCCGCUCAUGGGAGACGGAGAUGCAGACGGAGAGGACAGGGAGGAGAAACAGAUCUCCUCUGUGGCCUAGAGGAGUGGUGCGACCUAAGAGGGUCAGUUCAUUGUAGGGUGAAGGUUGGCAGGGGCGAAAUUCAAAAGGGCUUGAAGAGGUGAGAGAUGGAGUGGCUCAUUUUAUGCACACAGACAGUUAUUGUGUCUCUCCCUCUGACUCUCAAAAUGACACAUUUCUCCCACAUUUUUGUCUUCCUCUCUUCCCCUUUCUAUUUUUACCUUCUCCCUUUCUAACA
This is a messenger RNA of Notolabrus celidotus (New Zealand spotty), 1417 nucleotides long. Its product is annotated as leucine-rich repeat and transmembrane domain-containing protein 2-like. The transcript has 6 exons. Gene Ontology annotation, cellular component: plasma membrane. The coding region runs from base 1 to 1200 and encodes 399 amino acids. NCBI's taxonomy places the organism in Eukaryota, Metazoa, Chordata, Actinopteri, Labriformes, Labridae. Gene Ontology annotation, molecular function: protein binding. The record is from RefSeq and is a predicted model, not a curated record.